Molecule: messenger RNA, 1984 nt
Organism: Schistosoma turkestanicum
Lineage: Eukaryota; Metazoa; Platyhelminthes; Trematoda; Strigeidida; Schistosomatidae
Source: the annotation of a GenBank genome assembly
GCGUAGUCAAUAGCAAACGUAAGGACAGAUUUGAAACAAGUUUUAGUGGAACUAUGGAAAACGGGUCACCCAAAUUGUGCAUUUGUCAAAUAUGUACUUGCGGUCGACAUAAAUGUCCACAUCGAAGACGUAGCCUGUAUGUAUCGAAACCAUGUGAAAUUUCGGAAUAUAAUACACAAUUUAUUCCUCGUGAGCUUGUACCAGUGAAAUCAUGUAAACCACCUCAUAGAGGUGUAGCAGGUGAAGGUCCAAUGGCAUCGGAUACUACAAUGCGCCUUGAUUAUGUACCGCAUCCACUGAGUAUGACACCUAGCGCUAAAAAAGAACCAAAUCUUAAAUCAGGACAGGGAACAUUCGACGGUUUGACAACAUAUACAAAGGAAUAUACUGGAAAACCUGGUCAAUUAGUUGUUCCAAUCAAGCCAGUUGUUAGAAAAGGUUCAACAGCUAAAUUUGGCGGUGAAUCCACAUUUACCGCUCAUUAUAGACCAUGGGUAAUGGAGAAACAUGAACUAGCUCCAGGUAGACCAGCAAGCUUAGUGACACCGAAUGUACCAUUUUCUGGUACUUCCACUUAUACAUCUCAUUAUGUUGGACAUAAUGAAAAACCUCCAGCCAGUUGUAAACCACGUCGUCGUUUUCCUGACAAUCAAACGCCCUUUUCAGAUAGUACAAAUUAUCGUGAUGCAUAUCGUACAUUGGACUUGACAGAACGAACUCGACCAAUAAAACAUCCCGAUCAUGCCGGUAAGCCUACUGCACCGAUUGAAAGUGAUACAACGCAAAAACGUGAUUAUUACUGGAAGACAAUAACACGAUCAGCUUCAUGUAAGCCGGAAUACAUGGGUAUCCAGUGUAAAGAACCAUUCCCGAAAGAUACAACUCAACGAACUGACUAUAAAUCUUGGGGACAAACAGAGAAACGUGGACCUAUCAUCCCAAUGACUUCUUUGACUUCACAAGGAAAAAUAAGUUCUGAUACAACUUACAACAAAUAUUAUGUACCAUUUGAAGCUCAAAAAAGUCAAACAAUACAUCCAGUCGAUAAACUUGGAGUUAAAUUACCACCAUUCCAUGGAAUUUCCGAUUAUAACGACAGUUAUCGACGUUGGUCAACUGAACCACUUGUUAAAAGUUUAGGCAGAGGACCAUCGUUUACUAUACCGAAUGUGAAAUUCAAAGGAAAAAGUACCACAAGUGAUCAUUAUAAGCCAUAUUCGGAUUAUCGACCGCCGGAAUCUAUUAAACCACACACUCACCUACCAACUACUGAAGGACCUUUCGAAGAUGCAACUUUAUAUCGAAUGGACUAUACACCGAAAUAUGUGGAACCUUGUCCAGCUAGUCUACUUAACACUAGUGAAAGCAAAUAUGUUUACAACUCAACGAAUGAAACAGGACAUGAUAUCUAUUGCAGGACAUCGAAUUCCUUAUCUACAACAACUACUGAUCAACGUCCAGUCACAUCGCCAAAUGAAACAUUUAUCAUCACAGAUGGAGACAGAGAACCAGAACCUGAAAUGUUACGCUCAUAAUAAUAAUCAAUAAUGUGUGUGUAUGUGUGUAUGUGUGUACGUGUAUGUAUUACUCACGAUCAUAUCUCUUCUUCUUCUUACUUCAUUGAUUAGAGAGACAGACAUAUAUUAUUGAUUUUUCAUCGAUUUGACUGUGAUCAUUUGAUUUAUUAUUAUAGUGUUCUUCUUUUCAUAUUUCUUAUUUCAAUCAGUGAAGAGCAUUUUUCAAAUGUGUUGGUUGAAUAGACAUCAGCCACAGCAGCAGCUGCUGCUCAAUAUUCUUCAUUGUUAUUUUUUUUUUGCAAAAUUUGAAAUUCCGUCGAACAGAUUUGAUUUUUAAAAGCUCAAUUGUUAAUUUUUUAUUAACUUUGUCAAUAGUUAUGAUUUGUUCUAUCUAGUCAGCAUAGUAGAGCAGCACUCUAGUCAUUUUAUCAGUCAUUAUAAUCAUUAUUAUUAUUAUUAUUAUUUUU